Messenger RNA from Necator americanus (New World hookworm), 237 nucleotides. RefSeq lists its product as uncharacterized. The transcript is spliced from 3 exons. The record is from RefSeq and is a predicted model, not a curated record. Lineage: Eukaryota; Metazoa; Nematoda; Chromadorea; Rhabditida; Ancylostomatidae. The coding region runs from base 1 to 237 and encodes 78 amino acids.
AUGUCUCUUCUCAGCACUUUCCACCUGUUCGUCCUCUUCGCUCCUUUUCCAUCUUACACUUCUCUGAACUACACACGUUCUACAAAUUCAAAACCGCAGGAAAUGAAGUGGUCUUUCAUUCUUUUCUUCGUCGCUUUGAUCUGCGCAGGAGUCUUUGAGGCUGCUGCGGCUGGAGAUAAGAAGGGUUCGAUAAACAGACCUUGGAUGGGCGGUUUCCCCACAGAUUCACCACAGUAA